CGAGCGCCCUCUCCUGCUGCCCUAAGCAGUUCGAAGAUGACGAUGACGACUUUGCUUCCCAAAGACCUCAUCUGAGGUUUUCAUUUAUAAUUUCUGCUGUGUUUUACAGAUAUGAAUACCAUAUUUUGCGACAGGAUAAUUGGAAUAUAACCUUGCAAUUUGAAGAUUCUAUUUAUUCAUCUCUAAACCUUAGAACUUUGUUUCUGUGCGAUCAAUCCAGCACAUCAGCAGCCGGGCUAUCUGCAUCUAAGUUCAGCGGGCAUUCGGCGAUUGUGGAUCGGGUGCCUGUCCGUGUGUGUGUCAUCUCGCAGCCGAUGAGUAAUCGGGGAACCGGAACGUAGCUGCAGAGCCAGAAAUUCUUUCGCACCAAGACAAGUGACAGCAGGUUGACAACCGAUAAAAUUAUGGCGCUGGCAAAUAGAGAUGCUGCUGAAUCAGGGAGGGGCCGUCUUUCUCUGAAGUUAAAGAUACAUACUAGUACACCAAACCUUGUAGAGAACCAAACAGAAUUUAACAAUGGACCCAGUCAGGAGAGGGAACAGUUAAACUCAAUGAGAUCAAGAAGCAUGGAAUCAAUUGGAAAGUUAAGCAUAUCUCCUGAUGAGACGUAUGAGUUCACAUCAGAAGACUUGGAUGACAUGGGAGAGAUUGGAAGGGGUGCUUUUGGUUCAGUGAACAAGAUGUGGCAUAAACAGAGUCAAAGUAUUAUGGCUGUCAAGAGGAUACGUUCAACAGUAGAUGAGAAGGACCAGAAACAGCUCCUCAUGGAUCUUGAUGUUGUAAAGAGAAGUGCUAAUUGUGUCUACAUCAUUAAAUUCUUUGGUGCUCUCUUCAAGGAGGGAGAUUGCUGGAUUUGCAUGGAGCUUAUGGAUUCUUCUCUUGAUAAAUUCUACAAGUUUGUGCAUGAAGUCCAAAACACAUUUAUACCAGAAAACAUCAUGGGAAAGGUUGCGUAUGCGACUGUGAAAGCUCUAAAUUACCUCAAGGAAACCCUUAAAAUCAUUCACAGAGAUGUGAAACCAUCAAAUAUCCUCUUAGACAGAGGAGGCAACAUUAAAUUGUGUGACUUCGGAAUCAGCGGUCAGCUGGUCGACUCAAUAGCAAGAACGAUGGAUGCUGGCUGUAAACCAUACAUGGCUCCUGAGAGGAUAGAUCCCUUCCAAUCAAGACCGGGUUAUGAUAUCAGAUCAGAUGUAUGGAGUCUAGGAAUCACAAUGUAUGAGGUAUCAACAGGGGAAUUCCCCUAUCCUAAAUGGAACAGUGUUUUUGAGCAGCUCUCUCAGGUUGUCAAAGGUGACCCACCAAGGUUGAAAAACAGUGACAAGCACUGCUACUCGGAAGACUUUAUUUCCUUUGUCAAUAAAUGUCUCACAAAGGAUGAGAAGUACAGGCCAAAGUACAAGAAUUUAUUAGAGUACAAAUUCAUCAAAGAAUAUGAGCACGCCAACAUCGACAUCGCAACCUAUGUCUCAGAGAUCCUCCUUGCGAUGAGUGGACAGAGUUGAGCCAUGCUGUUGAUUUAAUAGACUUUCACUGUAUAUCAGGAGAAAACUCAAAACAGCCAAACAUCAUGCUCUUUGAUAGUGCUAUUCUUCAUGUGUUUCACCACAGGACUCUCUAUGCGUGGGACUGUUUUGAAAGGAGUCUUCUGAUCUUGGGAGCGUUCACAUAGCAUUUAAAUGGGACUUGUAAUGGGACUGCUUCACAGUUCAGUGCUGAUGAGAACAAAGGGCUCUGUGAGAACAUUGCUAUUGUUCUUUUUGUGCUUUUUUUAUUGUGUUUGGGAUAUUACAUCCAAAGUUUCAUUUAUUUCCCUCCCUAAAAAUCAAAACAUUUUUGGUGGUUUGCUGUAUAAAGUGAACAUAGCCUCGUGUUGCCAGUGACAAGGGUUACAGUAUUAAGCCUUUUGGUCCUGUUCUUUAACUCCCACUAUCAUCCAGAUUAAAUGUAAUUUUGCCAAAAGGAGUUUGUAUAAGCAAGAACUUGAUCUGUAAACUGCCAAUAAAAUGGGUGCCCAGUUGGAUGCAAAGCCAAUGUUAUAUGCUGAAUAAUUUGAGCUUGGUUGCUCUUGCUGGAAUGCUCCCCCAGGGAGUAGAGAAAGUGUGGACAAUGCAUUUGGUUAAGCCAGGAUCUGAUGACCAGGAAAUGAUGUAUCUGUUACCAAAUAGCAUAAAUCAUCCCGAUACAUUGAAAACC
Messenger RNA from Lytechinus variegatus (green sea urchin), 2196 nucleotides. Its product is annotated as dual specificity mitogen-activated protein kinase kinase 4-like. The record is from RefSeq and is a predicted model, not a curated record. NCBI's taxonomy places the organism in Eukaryota, Metazoa, Echinodermata, Echinoidea, Temnopleuroida, Toxopneustidae. The transcript has 12 exons. The coding region runs from base 405 to 1505 and encodes 366 amino acids. Gene Ontology annotation, biological process: protein phosphorylation; MAPK cascade. Gene Ontology annotation, molecular function: ATP binding; JUN kinase kinase activity.